GAGAGGAGGCGGGGGGCAGGAGAAGCGGAGACGACUUUACACAGCAACAGGGAGCGGGAGCAGGAGGAGGAUCUCAUCUUCUGAGUCGACUUUGCUGGCGCCACUAACUUGGAGGUCUCCCGGUUCCGCUGCGUGACUCCGUGAGACUCGUGAGGGACCGCGCGAGCCUCUCCGUCGAGCUGCCCCCCACCGCUCCUCUGUCGAGAGUCCGAGUGCCAAGGGGGCAUACCAAGAGGCGACCGAUGGCGUCGACGCUGGACCGAUACUGCGGCUCCACUUUCUGGAACUCAUCGCUGCUGGAGACGGAGACGCCCGACCUCACGGUGUGCUUCGAGCAGACGGUGCUCGUCUGGGCCCCGCUGUCGCUGCUCUGGCUGCUGGCGGCUCCCAUCCAGCUGGCGAAUCUGUGGGGCGUGCCGAGCGUGACACGGCCUGUCCAGCCGCGGCGAUUCAGCUUCCUGUACAUCGCCAAGCAGGUCACGUUGGUGCUGCUCUUCGUGGCCGCGGUGGCGGCACUGGGCAUCACCCUGUCGGAGGACUUCGGGCCGAUGUGCGACCCAAAGCCGUGCGACGUCUCGGCCCCCAUGCUCUACGUGAACCCGUGCCUCUACAUGCUCACCUGGCUGCUUCUGCUGGUGCUGGGCGAGGUGGCGCGUCGCCGUGGUGGUGGCGGCGGUGGCGGCGGUGGCCUCCUCUUCCUCUUCUGGCUGCUGCUCGUCCUGUGCGGGGCGCUGCCCCUGCAGACGCUGGUGCGGCAGCUCCUGGCGGGGGUCGCUGGCGGCGGGGAGCGCCACUGGGUCUUCUUCGUCUCCUUCGGCCUCCAGGUCCACGCCCUCGUCCUGUUGGCCUUCGCCGACUCGGCCAGCGAGCCCGAGGAGACCAAGCCCUGCCAAUUUGGACCGUUCCGACUGUAA
Lethenteron reissneri (Far Eastern brook lamprey) is the source of this 914-nucleotide messenger RNA. RefSeq names its product ATP-binding cassette sub-family C member 2-like. NCBI's taxonomy places the organism in Eukaryota, Metazoa, Chordata, Hyperoartia, Petromyzontiformes, Petromyzontidae. The record is from RefSeq and is a predicted model, not a curated record.